Messenger RNA from Fragaria vesca subsp. vesca, 4352 nucleotides. Its product is annotated as CHD3-type chromatin-remodeling factor PICKLE-like. NCBI's taxonomy places the organism in Eukaryota, Viridiplantae, Streptophyta, Magnoliopsida, Rosales, Rosaceae. Gene Ontology annotation, cellular component: chromatin; nucleus. Gene Ontology annotation, molecular function: ATP-dependent chromatin remodeler activity; ATP hydrolysis activity; chromatin binding. Gene Ontology annotation, biological process: negative regulation of transcription by RNA polymerase II; chromatin remodeling. The record is from RefSeq and is a predicted model, not a curated record.
UUCGAGUGACCAGGGUCACUGUCUCUCGGUUCAUAUAUUACCUUUUACCCCUUUCCGUUUCAAUUUCUCUAACCCGCUGGUUCUCGGGGUUCAGGGAAUUCAGGCAACCGUUCGGAGGUCCUCAGAUCCAUUGAGCUCCGAAUAUGAGUAGCUUGGUUGAGAGGCUGCGCACUAGAUCAGACCGAAAGCCAAUUUAUAAUAUUGACGAAUCUGAUGACGAUGGCGAUUUUGGGACUGGAAAACCUGGAAGAGCUGAGGAGAAGUUUGAGAAGAUUGUCAGGACUGACGUGAAAGAUAAUUCCUGUCAAGAGUGUGGGGAAAGCGAAAAUCUUAUUGAAUGUGAAACAUGCAACUAUGCAUAUCAUGCUAAGUGUUUACUUCCCCCGUUAAAGGCUCCUCCCCCUGAUAGCUGGCGCUGUCCGGAAUGUGUGAGCCCACUGAUUGAUAUUGACAAGAUUCUGGAUUGCGCCAUGCGACCUACUGUUGCCGGUGAUGCCUUAAAGCAGGUUACAAACCAGAUUUUCGUGAAACAAUAUCUUGUGAAGUGGAAGGGACUAUCAUAUCUACAUUGCACAUGGGUUCCUGAGAAAGAAUUUAAUAAAGCAUUCAAGACAUACCCACGUCUGAAGCAGAAGGUUAACAAUUUCCAUCGUCAACCUUCUUCAAGUAAUAAUACAGAUGAUGAUUUUGUUGCCAUUCGACCCGAAUGGACAACUGUUGACCGGGUCCUUGCUUGCAGGGGUGACGAUGAGAAGCAAUAUCUUGUAAAGUGGAAAGAACUUCCUUACGAUGAAUGCUAUUGGGAAUCAGAAGCUGAUAUCUCCACAUUUCAGUCCGAAAUAGAGAGAUUCCAUAGAAUUCAGUCUAGAUCUCACAAAUUGUCUGGUAAGCAGAAGACCAGUCUUAAAGAUGCUCCCGAAUCAAAAAAGAAACAUAAAGAGUUUCAACAGUUUGAACACAGUCCUGAAUUUCUUUCUGGAGGUACACUGCAUCCCUAUCAGCUUGAAGGUUUGAACUUCUUACGUUUCUCCUGGUCCAAACAAACUCAUGUGAUACUUGCUGAUGAGAUGGGACUUGGCAAAACUAUACAGAGUAUAGCUUUCUUGGCCUCUCUUUUUGAAGAGAGAGUCCGUCCACAUCUAGUGGUGGCUCCUCUUUCAACUUUACGAAAUUGGGAACGGGAAUUUGCAACAUGGGCACCUCAAAUGAAUGUUGUUAUGUACUCUGGCUCUUCCCAAGCCCGUGCGGUCAUUCGGGAAUACGAAUUUUACUUCCCCAAAAAUCACAAGAAGAUCAAGAAAAAGAAAUCUGGUCAGGUUGUUGGGGAAAGCAAGCAAGAUAGGAUCAAGUUUGAUGUCCUUCUCACAUCAUAUGAGAUGAUUAACUCUGAUUCUACAUCACUGAAACCGAUAAAGUGGGAGUGUAUGAUUGUUGAUGAAGGACAUCGUCUCAAAAACAAAGAUUCAAAAUUGUUUUCAUCAUUACAGCAGUACUCAACUGAUCAUCGCACACUUCUGACUGGAACUCCUCUUCAGAACAAUCUGGACGAACUUUUCAUGCUUAUGCACUUCCUUGAUGCUGCCAAGUUUGCAAGUCUAGAGGAAUUCCAGGAAGAGUUUAAGGAUAUAAAUCAGGAAGAGCAGAUUUCCAAGCUUCAUGACAUACUUGCUCCUCAUCUUCUUAGAAGGGUGAAAAAAGAUGUCAUGAAAGAACUUCCUCCUAAGAAAGAACUUAUAUUACGCAUCGAAUUAAGCAACAAGCAGAAAGAAUAUUACAAAGCUAUUCUGACUCGUAACUAUCAGAUACUAACUCGUCGUGGUGGUGCACAGAUAUCUCUUAUCAAUGUGGUCAGAUUGCGCAAGCUCUGUUGUCAUGCUUAUAUGCUAGAGGGUGUGCAUUCUGAGGUGGAAUCCUGAGAUAUGUGGUUCCAAUUUGUUUUACCAUUUGGCAGACAACUUUUGGAAUCUUCUGGAAAAAUGCAAGUUUUGGACAAAAUGCUGGUAAAACUUCAUCAGCAAGGGCACCGGGUGCUUAUCUAUUCACAAUUUCAGCACAUGUUGGAUUUGCUAGAAGACUACUGUACAUACAAAAAAUGGCAGUAUGAACGAAUAGAUGGCAAAGUUGGUGGAGUUGAGAGACAAAUAAGGAUAGAUCGGUUCAAUGCUGAAAAUUCUUCCAGGUUUUGCUUUCUGCUUUCCACCAGAGCUGGGGGAUUGGGCAUAAACCUUGCAACUGCUGACACAGUGAUCAUAUAUGAUAGUGAUUGGAAUCCUCAUGCUGAUCUACAAGCUAUGGCUAGAGCUCAUCGACUAGGGCAAACUAACAAGGUAAUGAUCUAUAGGCUAAUAACACGAGGAACCAUUGAAGAACGAAUGAUGCAACUGACUAAGAAGAAAAUGGUAUUAGAGCAUUUGGUUGUUGGAAAGUUAAAGGCUCAAAACAUCAACCAGGAAGAGCUCGACGAUAUCAUCAGAUAUGGAUCCAGGGAGUUAUUUGCUGAUGAAAAUGAUGAAGCAGGAAAAUCCCGUCAAAUUCAUUAUGAUGAUGCUGCAAUAGAUAGAUUACUUGAUCGUGAACAAGCUGGUGAUGAUGACGCUCUGUUGGAGGAUGAAGAUGAAGAUGGAUUUUUAAAAGCCUUUAAGGUGGCAAAUUUUAAAUACAUUGACGAAACAGAGGCAGUAGAAGAGGAGGAACCACAGAAGGCUGCAGUGGACAGUACAGAGACCAGUGCAGAAAAAACAAGUUUCUGGGAAGAUUUGUUAAAGGACAGAUAUGAAGAGCAUAAAGUUGAAGAAUUUACUGCUUUAGGCAAAGGGAAGAGAAGUCGUAAGCAGAUGGUAUCUGUGGAAGAUGAUGAUCUCGCUGGUUUGGAAGAUGUAAGUUCUGAUGGAGAGGAUGAUAACUAUGAAGCUGAAGUGACGGAUGGUGAAACAGCUUCCUCUGGUCCUCUUUCUGGAACUCUUUCUGGGAGAAAGCCCAGUAAAAAGAGAAUUCGUGUGGAUAGUGGAGAACCCCUUCCUUUGAUGGAAGGAGAAGGAAGAUCAUUCAAAGUUUUGGGGUUCAAUCAAAAUCAGAGGGCUGCAUUUGUACAAAUUUUGAUGAGGUUUGGGAUGGGGGAUUAUGACUGGAAGGAGUUUGUAGCGCGCAUGAAGCAGAAGACAUAUGAAGAAAUAAAAGCUUAUGCUACUCUGUUCAUGCAACAUGUAGUUGAAGAGAUAACAGACUCCCCUACCUUUUCAGAUGGUGUCCCUAAAGAAGGACUCAGAAUACAAGACGUACUUGUUCGGAUUUCUGUUAUGUCUAUGAUUAAUCAGAAAGUGAAGUUUGCAACAGAAAAUCCAGGUGCUCCUUUGUAUGAAGAUGACAUCAUGUACCGUUACCCAGGAUUGAAGGGUAGCAAAUUUUGGAAGGAGUAUCAUGAUGUAGUGCUGCUGCGCGCUGUGUUAAAGCAUGGCUACGGAAGAUGGCAAGCUAUUGUUGAUGACAAGGACCUCGGGAUUCAAGAGGUUAUUUGUCAAGAGUUGAAUCUUCCGCUUCUAAAUCUUUCUGUCCCAGGGCAGGCCAAAGCACAUACCAAUACAGAAGCACCUGGUUUAACUGCUGGAAAUGGUAAUGGAAUAGGAGAUAAUGCAGCUCAGGGAACCAUAUCAUAUCAAGAGUCUUCUUUGCAUCAUUUUAGAGAUAUGCAAAGAAGACUGGUGGAAUUUAUAAAGAGAAGAGUGCUUCUGUUGGAAAAAGGAAACAAUGCAGAAGCACAGAAAGAAUACUUCGAUGAAAUAUAUGCGAAUGAGCUUGCACAGAUUGAGCAGCUUGGGAGGGAGACCAUGAAUAUGCCCUACACUGGGGAGACUGAGCAACGAAUGGGUGAUCAGUUGCCAAGAGUUGAAGAGAUCGGAUCGGAAGAAAUUUUAGCUACAGCUUGUGACAACGAUCCAGAUCGUUUAAAAUUGCCUCAGCUUUAUAAUGAGAUGUGCAAACUUGUGGAAGGAGUCACCCCUCAUUCAGUGCAGACUUCUUUUGAAACUAUCUGUGAAGACAUGCUAAGCAGGACUCGCCCCCCUAUGCAACAAGCUCCUACUUCAGCACAGCCAACACUAAAUGCAGAUAAACAACCAGGAGAUGAGUCGAAGAGCAAUCUUGUAUCCCGUGAAUCACACUCUGCACAAGAUAAAGCUGCUCCUGCAGUAGAAGUUCAAAUGAGAGACUUGUCAACAGAAUCCGACCUCGAACGUAUGGAGCUAGACUCCCGCAACACAGCCAAUGAAUAAUGAAAGUCCCUCCCGGAGGUUGCCUCAGAGUCUAACAGUGCUGGAAAACGCUGGAUUGUUGAUCGUAGCUUAAGUGAUCAAAAG